AUGCGAGCUGGAGAGGUGGUUUGGCCGUUGAAUAAGGUAGCUGGUGUAGCACGUCGUCAUUUGCAGGAGUUUCAGUGGGUCAUGUGCUGUCCUAGCAAGAAGGUUCAUGCACAGCGACCUCGGUGGAAACCUCCAGAUACGGGUUUUAAGAAGGCAAACUUUGAUGGGGCAAUUUUUGAGGAUUUGAGAGCAGCAGGUAUUGGAGUGGCUGUUCGGAACGAGCAUGGAGAGGUGGUUGCAGCUUUGGCAGAGCAAAUUCCUAUUCCUGAUUCUGUUUUUACUCUUGAAACCUUGGCAGCUAAGCAUGCGGUUCUCUUUGUUCAGGAACUUGGUCUUCGUAAUGUUGUUUUUGAGGGUGAUUCGGAAUCUUCCAUUCAAGCUAUUAGUAAUAGACUCCUUUCUCAUUCGUCUUGUGGUCAUAUUAUUCAUGACAUUUUACUGUUCGCCCGCUCAUUUCAGAGCUUUUCUUUCUCUCAUGUGUGUAGGCAAGAUAACACUCUAGCGGAUGCCUUGGCUAAGAGAGCUAUGUUGUCGUGUCCAUUAUUGGUUUGGAUAGAGUCUGUUCCUCCAAAUCUGUAUAACUGUUAUUUGUCGGAUUUUUCUUUAUUUAAUUAA
Molecule: messenger RNA, 615 nt
Organism: Quercus robur (English oak)
Lineage: Eukaryota; Viridiplantae; Streptophyta; Magnoliopsida; Fagales; Fagaceae
Exons: 1
Coding region: 1-615 (204 amino acids)
Molecular function (GO): RNA-DNA hybrid ribonuclease activity; nucleic acid binding
Source: RefSeq, a predicted model, not a curated record